Messenger RNA from Acanthoscelides obtectus, 891 nucleotides. Lineage: Eukaryota; Metazoa; Arthropoda; Insecta; Coleoptera; Chrysomelidae. The record is from the annotation of a GenBank genome assembly.
AUGCCCACUUUCAGCAAUAGUGUAAGAGAAGAGGUUAUCGACGUAACACUGAGCACGCUUAACUUAGCUCAGGACAUCAGGGACUGGAAAGUGUCUCUAACACCCUCUCUAUCGGAUCACAGGUAUAUACUGUUCAAGACUGAUGGAGAGAUUCCGGAUAAAUAUGCUCGGAAUCCCAGGCAUACUAGAUGGGGGUCCUUUAGGGCAGACAUUGACAGUAAGCUUGGAGCGGUCCCAUACAGGCUUGGCAGGGGCUCUGACAUAGAAGCAGCUGUCGAGUCUCUGAGCAGGGACUUGACGGCCGCAUAUGAGGAAAACUGCCCGUUACGCAAAGUACAAGGUUAUGGCGGCCUGACUAAUUGCGUGAGUUACUCGGACAGAACAGCAGGACUGCUUCUACAAACCUACCCUUCUCGGCCAGUAAUAGGAACUAAUGGUAGCAGUGGUGCUCGUAGAAAUAAUUCAUACAGAAAAAUGCAUUCUAAAAUUAGAUAUUUGAAAUGCUACCGUGGAAGUUUUAUCAUGGAGAGACUAAGCGGCCAGCAAAGAACAAAAAUCCUGGAAUUUUAUUUUGAAAAUAACCAUUCAAUUAUUUCCACUCAGAGAGCCUAUCGCCGAUAUUUCAAUGAGAGAAACCGCCCGGCGGGAAUGACUAUACGCAACAUUAUUCAUCGUUUUCAAGAGACAGACUCUGUUUCUGAUAUGCCACGAAGCGGAAGAUCCCGUUCCGCCGUUACCAACGCAAACAUACAGGUGGAGGAAAGUGUUCAAGAUGACCCCGAAACAUCGACGCGAAGAAGAUCAACUCAACUAGGGCUCGCUCGAACUUCACUCAGGGGUAUUUUAAGACGUUUACAUCUCAUACAGCUGAAGCAACACUUGAACCGAUGA